GAUUUUUCUGAGACCGUUAGUCUGUUCCAACCUCCGGUGGAGUCCAUCCGGACACUGUAGACCAGUUUCGCGCAUCUUCAGCAUCUUUUGUGCUGGAACAUUUUUUUUACUGAACUGAGGAAAAUUAUCCCCAGAUUAUAUUUUUCUUAACUGCUCCUUUUAUUCAUGCCUUUUUAUGUUCCUCAUGAACAUUGGGGGAAAAGGACCGGUUUGAUCCAUGCGUAAAAGCCCCUAUUAAGUGAUUUAUCCAAAGAGGACUGUCGGAAUUAGAGUUGCCGAUUUCUUCCUGUAGGUCUCUUCUCCUCAUGACAGUGGAUUUAGCUCUUUUCUUGCAUUUAAGAGGAAUGAUUUAAUGAACUUUCCCGAAAACACACUUUUGUCUCAUCUAGAAAGGUAUCCCGAUUUGUUUGCCUUCUUUUAAACUGGAUCUAUGUGACAGAGGCGCCCGUUUUCGCAGUUCCAGCGGACACUUUGCUGUCUUUUGUAAGUAAAACUGUCUUAAUGGAAACAUGACCAAAGGUGCAAGACAACCGGCUCUCCUGAACACCUUCCACCUGCUCCUGCUGCUGCUUCAUGUCCCACCGGCGUGUCUCUCCGCGCAGCGCAGGCACCCAGCGCGCUAUUUUGGCCACAUCGCUGAGAACUCCCCGGCUGGAACGCCUGUGGAUGGGGUCUUGAUCCCGCUUGAAGCCGGAGUCUGCUCAGGUGCAGACCUGGAAGGAAGCCUGUACGGGAAUUACCCAUCAGAUUUUAGGAUCGUUUACGACUCCAGACAACGGGACCAACGAGGACAUUUGAUUUUGGUGUCCGCCAAGCCUUUGGACAGAGAGUUUAUAGCGAUGUACGAACUGACGGUAGAACUGCCGCCCAUGUGUCAGAGGAGAGCGGCGGUGGUCCAGGUCGAGGUGUCCGACAGGAAUGAUAAUAUACCCCAGUUCACCAGCGGGAAUAAAACGGUGGAAGCGGAUGAGCUGGCGCCGCUUGGAACCGUGUUGGCUCGCUUCGACGCAAAAGACGGCGACGCGGAGAGAAAUGGACGCGCAACUUUUUACGCAUCGCCAGAGUCCAGUUUGCUCCACGUGGUUCCGCAAACCGGCCAGGUGAGGCUCGUCGGGUCCCUGUUGGGGGUCAGCCAGCUUACCCUGCGCCUGUACGUGAAGGACGGCGGGGAUGUGGCGCUGGUCGGGGAGCCGGUGUUCCUUUGGGUCAACGUCCGUGGGUCCAGCAGAGCGCAGCGGAGGCCCCGCGCUCUGUCCGAGGAUCUGACCUACACGGUCUCCGUUCCGGAUCACAUCAGAGUCGGCGAUCUGGUGUUCACUGUGCCGGACCAGAGGUUCGAACAGCGCUGGUUCGAGGUGAUCUCCGAGGCCGACUCGCCCGUACAGAUCGAAAGAGACUCGGGGCGCCUGUACCUGGCGCGCAGCCUGCGGGAGCCCGCGGAGGUGACGGUGAAGAUCCAGAACCUGCGGGGUGAGGAGUGGUACCUGUGCAGAUUAACGUUGAGCUCGCCCAGUCAGGCUGACCUGCAGUGGGGAAUGUCCCCGUCGCCUUACCUGGGCGCCGUGGGUCCGGACGCCACCCCUGGUUCCGUAGUCUACCGGCUGACAGCGAGACAGCGAGACGGCGCGCUGGGACAAGCUCAGUUCCUCCUGCUAGAUGGUGGUGAGGACUGCUUUGAGGUGGACCGCCGCUCCGGGCUGAUCAGGACGACAGGGCGACCUCUGACCCCGGGCAGGGAGUACCAUCUGCGGGUCCAGGCGAUGAACGGAGGAGGCCGUAAAGGCCCGCCAGCCACAGUUUCCAUCCUCGCUGGAUACCGACCACCACAGUUCACCAACUCCACUUACAGCCUGAACGUGCUGGAAAACACGCCUGUCGGCCAACCGGUUGCUGUGGUUAAGGCCGUGUCCUUCCAGAUGAAGAGUCUGUCCUACAUGUUGCUGGUGAACCCUGGAAACCUGUUCAGCAUCAACCAGGAGAGCGGCGCUCUGAGCCUCACCAGAUCCGUCGACUACGAGAGCGGCCACAACCUGCACACCCUGCAGGUCCGAGCCUCCGAAACCGACACCGGCCUCAGCGGCGUCGCAGAGGUUGUUGUCCACGUAACGGAUGAGAACGACUGCACACCAGAGUUUCUUCACUCCAUCUACACCAGAGAUAACAUACCUGAGAGCGUCGCACCGGGAACCUCUCUACUGCAAGUUCUGGCUCGCGACUGUGACUCCGGCGUGAACUCCGACAUCUCCUACUUCAUUCCCAGUGCUGAUUUUGACAUCACGUCCGGGGGCGUGGUCAGCCCCGCCCGUCGCCUGGACUACGAGCGGCCCAAUCACAUUUACGAGUUUGUGGUUGUGGCCGUGGAUGCGGGGGCGCCUCCCCGAACCGGGACGGCCUCGGUUCGUGUCCGCGUGGCGAACAGCAACGAUGAGGCGCCGGUCUUCUCCCAAACCGUCUAUAAGACGUUCCUCAGUGAGGAUGCCGGCCCUGACACGCUGGUCGCCAUUGUUCACGCCAACGACCCAGACGGGGACGGCGUCUCGUACGCCAUUACAGGCGGCAACGAGGACAGCAACUUCCAGCUGGAUAACCAAAAAGGCAUCAUCAAGCUGAGGCGGAGCCCACCGCCCAGACUCCGGGGUCCGCAGUACGUCCUCAACAUCACCGCCACGGACGACAACGCGUCCGGCGGUCCCUAUCCGCUCAGCAGCGCCGCACAGGUCAUCGUUGGGAUCAACGACAUCAACAACAACAAGCCCAUGUUCGACGAGUGUCAGAACUACAACGCAGCCGUUCUGGAGAACCAGCCGCCGGGGACGUUCGUGCUGCGCGUGGAGGCCCACGACGGAGACAUGGGGGUCAACGGAGAGGUCAAAUAUGGCAUCAUGCACAGAGACGGUGUGUCGUCUGGCUUUGACAUUGAUCCGGACACAGGAGUGAUCAGCACGGCGGCGAGCUUUGACAGGGAGCGCCAGCGGGAAUUCACGCUCUCUGUGACGGCCACCGAUCAGGCGGAGGAGCCGCUGAUCGGGAUCUGCCAGAUCACGGUGCUGAUCCUGGAUCAGAACGACAACGACCCCAAGUUUGAGAACAGCCGUUACCAGUACUUCCUCAGAGAGGACACUCCAGUUGGAACCAGUUUUUUACGGGCGGCAGCGCACGACGACGACCAGGGCAGCAACGCCGCCAUUACCUACUCACUGUCCAACCAGAAGCCAGCUUACCUGCACAUCAACCCCAACACUGGCUGGAUUUAUGUCAACCACCCCAUCUCACAGACGUCAAGGAUCAACCAGCAGAUCCUGGCCUCAGACGGAGGAAACCGCAGCAGCUCUGUGGAGCUGACCGUCAUCAUCACCAACGUUCACAACCAGCCGCCUCACUGGGAGCAGCCAGAAUACUGGGUCACCGUGCCGGAAAACACCGUCCGGGAUGCCAAGAUAGUGACCGUCAAGGCAACGUCUCCGCUUGGCGAUCCCAGGGUGACCUACAAUCUGGAGGAAGGCCUGGUUCCAGAGACCAACAUGCCGGUGCGCUUCUACAUCAAACCCAACAGGGCGGACGGCUCGGCGUCCAUCCUGGUAGCCGAGAACCUCGACUACGAGACGACACGCUUCUUCACGCUAAGAGUGCGUGUGCAAAACGUCGCUGCUGUGCCUCUCGCUUCCUUCACCACCGUAUACGUCAAUGUGACGGACGUCAACGACAACGUGCCGUUCUUCCUGUCGUCCACCUACGAGGCCACGGUUCCUGAAGGAGCCCAGAUCGGCACAUCGGUCGCUCAGGUGUCGGCGACGGACCUGGACUCGGGUCUGCAUGGGACGAUCCACUACACGAUCCUGAAGGAUGAGAGCGGAGACUCUCAGUAUUUCAGCAUCGACUCCCGCAGCGGCGUGGUGGUGACGCGUGCCUCUUUUGACCGCGAACAGAAAGCUUCGUACCUGAUCGAGGUGCAGUCGCAGGACGGCUCCGAGUCGGCCCGACCGGGUCAGCAAGGCCAGCCAAACACAGACACGGCCUACGUCAGGAUCUUUGUCACCGAUGUCAACGACAACGCACCGGCGUUCGCCCAGCCGGUGUACGAAGUGAGCGUGGAGGAAGACAAGGAGGUGGGCUUCGUCCUCAUCACCGUCACCGCCAACGACGAGGAUGAAGGCGCUAACGCUAAGCUGCGCUACCAGAUCACCUCAGGAAACACCAUGGGGACCUUCGACGUGGAGCCCGAGGUGGGCACCAUCUUCGUGGCCCAGCCUCUGGACUACGAGACGGAGCAGCACUACGAGCUGCGGCUGGUCGCUUCCGACGGGAAGUGGGAGAACGAGACCCUGGUGGUGGUUCAGGUGGUCAACCGCAACGACGAGGCGCCGGUGUUCAGUCAGACCGAGUACCACGCCUCUGUGAUGGAGGAGCUCACUCAGCUUCCUGUCUUCAUCCUAGAGGUGUCAGCAACGGAUCCGGAUCAGGAAGCGGACCAGACUGCCCUCCGUUACUCCCUCCACGGCCAGGGUGCCGGUGGAGAGUUCACCAUCGACGAACGCACCGGCAGAAUCUACGCCCAGCGUCGGCUGGACCGAGAGGAGCGUCCCGCCUGGAGAUUCCUGGUCCUGGCCACAGACGAGGGAGGCAUGGGGCUCACAGGAUUCGCUGACGUGCUGUUAGAAGUCCGAGACAUUAACGAUAACUCGCCCUUCUUUCCGUGCCCAGCUCUUGAGGUAGAUGGGUGCUUUAUUGGCCAAGUGCCUGAAAACUCACCUGCCGACACCUCCAUCAUGGAGAUGCGCGCCAUGGACCUUGACGACCCUAAUGAAGGCAGGAACGCCGUGCUCACCUACAGCAUCAUCAAGAACAUUCGCAACGAGAUCAACCUCAACCUGUUCUCAAUAAACGCCACUUCAGGGACCAUCUACACAGUUCUUCGUUCUCUUGACCGGGAGACAGAGGACAAGUAUCUGGUGGUGGUGGAGGCCCGGGACGGAGGCGGUUUGUCUGGCACAGGCACAGCCACCAUUAUGGUUUCAGACGUAAAUGACCACCCACCUAUUUUUACUCAACGUUCCUACACCGCUCAGGUGAAUGAGGACCUGGAGGUAAACAGCGAGGUUCUCGUCGUCUCCGCCACCGACCGAGACGAGGGUGAGAACGCAGUCGUCACCUUCAGCAUUGUGGGCGGAGACGAGGAAAGGAAGUUCUUUGUGGAGACAGACAAAGUAAACCGGCGCGGCGUGAUAAAACUCAAAAAGAAGGUUGACUUUGAGAAGCUCCACGAGAGGACCUUUAACCUGACCCUGAAGGCUGAAGAUGCGGACUUCUUCAGCCUGGCCUACUGUCUCGUUCAAGUGGAAGACUCCAACGAUCACGCUCCCGUCUUUUUUCCGCAGUUUUACGAGUCGGCCGCCAUGUCCGAAGAUGUCCCCGUGGGAACCAUCGUCGCCCAGGUCACAGCGUCUGAUCUGGACUCUGGUCAAAAUGGCCGCUUCUCCUACAGUAUUUCCAAAGAAUCAGACCCUUACAGUCAGUUCCUGGUGGAUCAGUCGGGCUGGGUGGUAGUUGCUCACUCUCUGGACCGAGAGAAAAUCUCUCAGCACAGGAUCAUGGUUCUUGCCACUGAUGCCGGUAUCCCACCGCUAACCGGCACCGCGAUCGUUAUGGUGACUGUCCUUGAUGUUAACGACAAUGGGCCAGAAUUUGAGGCUCCCUACAGGCCUGUUGUUUGGGAGAACACCGCAGCGCCACAGGCAGUUCAAAUGAACAAAACGUCCAUGCUUCUUCACGCCAUCGACCGUGACACCUCCGUCAACGCUGGACCUUUCUCCAUCCGGCUUCUCCUGCUCACCUCUGAUGCCACCAACUUUAAUUUGACGGACUUUCGCAACGGCAGUGCCGCCAUCACAGCUCUCCGCAGCUUUGAUCGCGAGCGCCAAAAGGAGUACCGCCUUCCUAUCCUCAUGAUUGACAGUGGCUCUCCUCCAGUGAGCUCGACCAGCACACUGACAGUCGUCAUCGGUGAUAGAAAUGACCAUCCACACCUUCCUGGACACACCCACAUUGUUGUCUACAGUUAUGAAGGAAUCCUCCCAACCACAGUUAUUGGACAAAUUCAGUCCCCUGACCUUGACGACUGGAGUGAGAAGGUGUACCGCUUCGAUGGCAAACCAACCAGGUUGUUCGGUCUGAACCAGAGCUCAGGUGAGCUCAGCAUCAGGGAGGGGACUCCUCCCGGCGCGUACCGCCUGCAGGUGCGCGUGUCAGACGGCGCGUGGCCCGACGUCGUCUCCACGGCUCAGGUUGACGUCGCAGAGCUGCACCAGGAGGCCCUGCAGCAAGCUGGCUCCAUCCGCCUGAACAAUCUCACCGUGGACGAGUUUUUCCAGAGUAGCGGCCGCGGUCAGGGAAGCCGCUUUUCUCGCCUGCGUCAGAUGUUGGCUGAUUUCCUGCAGACCUUGCCGGAGAACGUGCAGAUCUUCUCUCUGAGCAACGGCGGCCAGCAGAGCAGCAAAGCGCUUGAUGUGUGGUUUGCUGCUCACGGUUCACCGUACUACAAGGCUGAGAAGCUGCACGGCUACGUGGCGGCAAACAAGGCCAAGCUGGAGGCCAUGUUGGGCGUGUCCAUCAGCCAGGUGGGCGUGGAUGACUGUCCGCACACCGACUGCAGCCAGUUUGGAGGCUGCAGCAGCGAGGUUUCGUUCAGCGAGGUCCCGGUGGCUCUGAGCGCCGGUAACGCCUCCCUGGUGUCUCUCUCAGCCUCUUCCUCGGCACGCUGCGGCUGCAGAGGGCGAGAGGCGACCCACCUGUCGUGCUCCGCUUAUCCCGUCAACCCCUGCCUCAACGGAGGCACCUGCCAGGACGGACCCCUGGGAUACCGAUGCAAGUGCCCCCCCUUGUUUGACGGGCCGGAGUGCCAGCAGACCAGGCACAGCUUCGGCGGUCAGGGCUACGCCUGGUUUCCUCCCAUCAAGCCGUGCUUCCAGAGCCGCAUAUCCCUGGAGUUCCUGUCGGAGUCGGCCAACGGGCUGCUGCUGUACAACGGGCCGCUCGGCCUGGUCCAGCCCGGGGAGCCGGAGGACUUCAUCGCCGUCGAGUUGAGGAACGGUGUUCCGGUUCUGAGCAUAAACCACGGAUCGGGAACUCUGACCCUUCAGCUCCCGCCUAAAGAUGCGAUCAACGACCGACGCUGGCAUCGCCUUGACAUAAUCAGCGAUGGGAAGCUUGUCCAGCUGAUCCUAGACCAGUGUGGCGGGGUUCCAGUGAACGAGAUGGAAGGCGUUGCUGCAGAGACCCGGCAGAUAGACGAGUCCGGCUGCAGAGCUGCAGGAGAGACGCCCGGGAACCAGCGGUAUCUCAACGUGUACCAGCCUCUUCAGCUGGGAGGAGUGAAGGAAAUGUCUCCCUACCGCCGUUACCGAAGUUUUGCUGGAUGCAUCCGAAACCUCGUAGUUGACAGCCAGGUGUACGAUCUGGCAGAUCCAGGUGAGAGUGUUGACAGCGCGCCGGGGUGCAAGCUCACAGACGGCGUGUGCGUGACGGCGGCCGGUCCUUCGUGUGGCGCUCACGCCUCCUGCCUCGCCGACUGGGGCUCCUUCAGCUGCGAGUGCCAUCCGGGACACGCCGGACACAAGUGUGAGAGAGCCGUCCAGGAGUUCUCCUUCGACUCGGACAGCCUGGUGCGUUUCCAGCUCAGAGGAGGCGGCAGCUCCCGACGCACCAACAUCCAGAUGCUCCUCCGGACCAGAGCCGCCUCGGGGACGCUGCUCUCUGUGGCCUCCCGGGACGGCAGCGAGUUCAUCAUCCUGGAGAUCGUGGAAGGUCACAUCUCGGUGCGCGCCAACCUGGGAGACGGCGCUCGCUCCCUCCAGCUCCCGGGUCACAGAGUGGACGUCGGACAGUGGGUCCUGGUCAGCCUCGGUCGCCAUGACAGCGCGUUCACCCUGCGGCUGGAGCAGGGAGGCGGCUCACGCGAGGUCCAGGCUCAGCUGGGGAGCCGCAGGGAGAUCCUGGUUCAUCCGGCCAGCCUGAUGGUCGGACACAGACCGAACGCUGGAGACAAGGCCGACUUUCAGGGCUGUCUGCGGGACGUCCGCUUCAACGGCCACGUCCUGCCUCUGGACGGGCAGAGUCGGGACUUGGUGACGGUGCUGGAGCGGCGAGGGGUCGCCUCAGGCUGCGCCAGCGACUCCUGCAGAGGCCAACCCUGCCGCAGCCCGCUGCGGUGCAUCGACCUGUGGAGAAAACACCAGUGCAAGUGUCCGGGCGCUCAGGUGACCGUGACAGAAGAGUCCGGUCUCCAGCGCUGUGUGCCAUCGCCCUGUGGGCCGUCCUCCUGCCGUAACGGCGGCGUCUGCCAUGCGCUCUCGCCCGACAGCUACCAGUGCCGGUGUCAGGAGGGCUUCCGGGGUCAGCGCUGCGAGCUCGGGCAGAUCAAAGGACAGAGGAUGGCUGCUCUCAGCCCCAGCUCCAUCCUCGCCAUCAGCAUGUGCCUGCUCGUCUUCAUCGUCGUAUUGGUGGCGGUGACUGUUUGGAAUCAGAAAGGCAGCCGAAACAAGUUCAGGAAACGAGGAGUUUACCACAUCCCUGCUGAACACCAGAGCUGGGAGGACAUCCGUGAAAACAUCCUCAACUAUAACGAGGAAGGAGGAGGAGAGCAGGACCAGAAGGCCUAUGACAUCACGGAGCUGAAGCGUCCUCUGUGCUCCAGUCUGUCCCAGUCGUCCUCCUGCACCACCGCCCCGCUCAUCAAGUCCUCCCCGGGCUCCCAGGAGGAGGUCCAUCCGUCCAGCUCCUCCUGCAGCUCAGGCGCUCCCUACCUCAGCAUCCCUCACCACCACCACCACCACCAUCACCAUCAGAACGCGGUCAGCGGCGGCGGCUACAGCAGCGACGCCACCUACGCCAACUACUCCUCUCAGGCGGGCAGGGACCCGGAGACGAGCGACGCCGGCUGGUAUGGCGACGCUCCGCCGGCAGCUCGCUCCCACGUUGACUUUAAAAGCUACGUGGAGCGGAUCGUCUGGGAGGCGGACAACGACAGCGCCGCGUUUCCAGCCGACGCCUACCACGUCUGGUGCGUCGAGGGCUCCGGGUCCUCGGCGGGAAGCCUCAGCUCUCUGGGGUCGGCGGUGUCCUGCAGAAGAAUGGCUGCCGGGGACCAGGAGGAGAAAGAGGAGGAGGAGCAGGAGGAGGAGGAGAAGGGAGGAGGUCUUGUGUACGACAGGCUGUCACGGUGGGGCCCGAAGUUUCAGGCUCUGAGUGAUAUGUACGACCGGCCGCAGCUGGGCCUCACAUACAGGGACGCCAUCGCCUACAUCCAGAGGAGCCACAGCCAUGACCCGCUGCCCCAGCACCACUAGGCGGAGCCAAUCAAACGGUCAGAUGGUGUUUAACGGGUGGAGAAGUGCUGCAUUCACACAAUGUCUGAAAACAAACUAAUGAAACAGUGAUGACUGGAUCCUGGAGCGCUAACAGAUACGAUUAUGGUCACUUCAGGGAUAUUUAUCCAGGGGAGGAACGCUUAGAUCCAAUAAGUUACGUGGGGCACAAAAACUAAACACCUAUUAGCAGCAAUUAAUUUUUUUGGGUAUGCAUACAACCUGACUGAUCAAUUUCAAAUUAAACAGAUAGAUUGGCAGAACAACAGAAUAAAAAAAUGAAUUUUAUAUAAGCUAAAUGUAAUUUAAUUUUAUACAUAAAAUUACAAAUAAAGGCUCACUCAUAAUGUUAAUUUAGUGAACAGAAAAGAUUCACAUCAAUCCUUCAGUGAGCCGCUAAGGAUAACCAUCACUAGAUAGUCUCACACUGUCCAGCAGAGCCUAAACGUAACAUCUGCAUUUCCAGCAUUUUGAUUGGACGAUCCGAGCUUGGGGCCAUAGGAUUUGUGCCCCACGUCUGUUGGGCAUGCUCCCUGUGAUUUCAGAUGUUCAUUAUUUAAACAAACGUUGGGGACCGGCCCCAACAUCAAGGCGCCUCAAGAGGAUUUAGCUACUGAGCUUAGAUACAUAGACACACAUGUUAAUAACACAAUUUUAUUGGUAAGGGAAUCAGUCUUUUUUACAAUAUUACCUGACCCCACUGGCCCCAAAUGCAGAGAUGCUACAGGUUAUAUCAUGUUUAGCUAAAAUCCUGCCAUAAAUUAGCUAAAAAUCAGUCCCAAAAACCAUUAUGGAAUAUUAGGUCCAUAUCAGAGAGAUGCAACAAGCUAGCAGUGCUUCUCUGUGCUUCUCAGUUGGCCAUAAUGUGCAAUGGGAGGAAUAAAACCAAAGAAACUGUAGUUUUGCAUAUGAGUAACUAAAAAUUUAGAAAGGAUACGCAAAUAUAAAUGCCAAAACUUAAUGCAUUCACAACUAGAAAUGUCUAGAAAUGCCCCACUUUGUUUUAAUUUGUUGCCACUGGCUGCUGUGCUGCAAUUUUUCGCUGUCAGAGAGUCAGAAGCAGAGGUUAGCCCUGCAGGAAGGCCCUGUGGGUUUGAAACCCAGCCUGGGGUCUAUUUGCAUGGAGCUUGCAUGUUUUUCCCAUGCAUGCUUGGGUUCUCUCUCCAGGUACUCCAGCUUCCUCCCAUAAACAUGCCCGUUUGGUUGAUAGCUCUCUCUGAGUGUGUUUGGUUCUCUGUGUGGACUCCACAGGGUUUACCCAUCCUCUAGCCCAGCGAUCAGCAGAUGUAGACAAUCUAGUAACGGAGUUUAAAUCAGACGUUGUGUGAAUGCAGCCGCUCCGCUCCCAUGUUUUAGCCAGAAAAUCAAGGACACAUUCAGGGUUGGAGGCUCGUUGUGUUGUGCUCAUUUAUUCAGAGAAGUUGUGAUUCAGAGCCUUGAAGAAGAAAAAAACAAAAGAGAAGCACAGAAAACUCGUUACCGGUUCAUUUACCGUCUUCACACUGCAACAUUUUUCUUUUUCCAUUAAAAUCUGCUCUUUGUGAUGUAGUUAUUCGAUUUGUGAGAGGUUUCUGGGUCGCUGCGCUCUGCUCUGGCAGAGUGGGACUUUCAGGGUCGAAGAGUGUUUUUCCUGAAGCAACGUCACCGUGAAGUGGUGCGAGAAGCUUUGAGGGGGGCUGGAGGUCGGGCUGAAAGAAUUACACUGCUACACUUGAAACCUCAGAAAACUUGAAGGCCUUGAACACGACUUCCAGCUGUUCUCACAGAGCAUUUCCUUUCAGCAUUUUUUUUUUUUAUUUUAGCAUUUAUGUUGAAAAUUUCAAACCCAGAAGUCUUUUCAAGGAUUUUUGCAGUUUUUUUUUCUUUGUAAAUAAAGAUAAAUCAACUAAGAUGCUUAAACUCCCAGGUUAACAAAUCGGUCUAAACACUCAGAAGCAGGCUUUUAAUUUGUCUUUUCUACCUUGUUAUUGCACUAAGAGGAUUCAGUCUGUAGACAGGACUGAAUAAUCAAUUUGAGAAACAAAACUUUUGUAAUAUUAGCGGGUGAAACACUUUUUUUAGCCCACAGCGUUUCCACCUUGUAAAACCAACUUUACUGGUACAUUUUUGAAUAAGAUUAUUUUUCUACUCCCUUAAAGAAGUUCAUUAAAGUUCCUCUCUGAUGGUUUUCGGUUGUGCGCUGUUGACAUGCUGUUUGGCAACACUCGACUGUUUCUGUCCUAAAACUCACUGUGUUACGUAGAAAUUUGACCUUCGAGCUGUUUUGAAACUCGUAUUUGGUGAAAACAAGACAGCAGGAACCCUAGUUUAACAUUUCUGCAGCAGAAGAGGAGUUUGUUAAUCUGUUUACCUGUUUGACUCAUACCAACUUUUUUCUUUUUGUUUGUUUGUUUGUUUGUUUGAGAGCGGCCUGUUGCACGUUUAUCAUCCAGACACCAGGUGGUGCUAGAGAGAGAAGAGAUGGAAGAAACUAAAUAAAAUAUGCACUAAAAUGUGUUUUAAACAAGAGAACACCUUUCACACAGACCACUGACUUUUUGGGAAUCUUUUAGACAUUAUAUCAAAGGUAAAAAAAAAUAAAAAUAAUAAUAAUAAUAAUAAUAAUAAUAAUAAUAAUAAUAAUACAGUAGAGCAUGGAGCCAGUCUGUGGUCAUACAUGUUUGGGAUCUGAGGAUCUGAUUUGCUUUUUAAAAUUUACCUUUCAGCCCCGCUACAGAUCUUAGCAUCCCUGGUAAAUACACGAACCAAGCCUUAAAAUAAUAAUAAUUUGUCUUAAUGGAAGAUUUUCAGAAAUAAAAAAUACUUUUGAAUUAAUUUCAAUAAAAUUAAAAAAAAACACUCCUUAGUAUUUUAUAAAUUUAGAUGACUGACUAAAUGUUACAUAAAUAAUAGAGAGCUGCUAAAAAACAGUCAAAGUAUGAAGGGGCCGUUCCAGUUUCCGACUAAUAGAACGCACCGUUAUCUUCCUUAGCUUUAGCUCUUUGAAAAUGGAAAAAACAAGAAAACUUGCCGUUCAGACAAGGCAAAUGCAUGUUGAUCCUGACAAGUCAAAAAAUGGCAACUGGACAGGUUCUUGAAUUUAAACGGGGAAGGAAAAAAUCUCCAAAGCCUUUCGUCAGUGACAGCAACUGCAAUAUACGCUGAUUGUAUUCACACAGUUGAAUAUAAAGAAUAUGUGCAGGUAUUGUUUUAUUUAUUUGAACAUUAAUCUGGAUAUUUAGCUGUAGAAAUCGGUUCGGUUCAAAAGAAAGCACGAGGAUCCUCGUAUGUUGUGAUCCUAAGCUAUAAGAAUCUGCAUCUGUUGUGUUCUCACUGUUUUAUUUUCCUUUUCUCAUCAAAGUUUGCAGACACAAAGGGCCAAAUCCUGAUUAAGACAAAGGGACGGCGGAGACGCCAGGCUGCUUUUCUACUAUCUUAAUCUCAGCAGCAACCUGUGAAGUUUAUUUAGUGCUCACUUAAGAGUCUUUUCACGGCUCAGCUGCUGUAAAUUCAGCUGUAGCCAUUUGUUUCACCUGCAUUAAACCAGGCUGUAAAUUUGUCUUCCUGAAGGUGCGAUAAGGAACGGGAACUGAAGAUGUUGCCCUUGAAAAAAGCAGAACAAUUGUUUUCGCCACACGACUUUCUGGACUGAUUUUUGAGCAUUUUGUUAUCAAAAUGAAGGCAGGUGAUUUGUUUCUUGGAGGCUGAUGAGUUUAACCUGAAUCACUUGAAAGGGUUGAUUCCCAGCCUCCCGCUCAGCCAGGUUUGUUUUCAUCACGCCGCCUGAUGAAUGUAGAUUUACACGGAGAGGAGAGGAAGACUCCUGGACGGGAUCUAAGAAACAAAACAAUCAGUUAAAUAAAUAAAAGGUUUGUUUUAAACCCAAUAAUCAAAUCAAAAUUCCCCUGCCAACGCAGGAACGUUUCGCCUCCUCUCACAUUCCUUCUCUCUGUUGUGGGAAAGUUUAAGUUUGUGUUCAGAGUUCGCAGCAAUUCCCUUCAGAUGGUGGAACAGGUUUUCAGUUUCUCUUCUGGUGCCGGAAACAAAACAGAAUAAAAUCAAAAUAAGUCCUGAAAAAAAAAAACAGGCUCAAAGCUAUGCAUCCAAAUGGAGUUUUGUGUGUGUAUGUGUGUGUGUGUGUGGGCCUGAAGCAGAUGUUGACAGAUGUUUUGCUCAUUUCUGUGCUCAACAUCUGUUGUAAAUCCAGUAACAGAGGUGUGAAUGUGUUGCCUCAUUCAGACACAUUUCUUGUUUUGUUUUGUUUUUUUCCUGUAGUGACUUUCAGUGCUGAGCAGAGAUGAACUGUGUAAUAUGUUGUACAUAGAGACAUUUUAUAGCUGCCUAUAACGGAUUAUUCCUUUUGUAUGUGACUUUUAAUAAAUAAAUAAAUAAAAAGCCUUUUUCCCCCAUAGA
Molecule: messenger RNA, 13751 nt
Organism: Fundulus heteroclitus (mummichog)
Lineage: Eukaryota; Metazoa; Chordata; Actinopteri; Cyprinodontiformes; Fundulidae
Product: neural-cadherin
Exons: 34
Coding region: 510-9341 (2943 amino acids)
Biological process (GO): homophilic cell-cell adhesion
Cellular component (GO): plasma membrane; cell-cell junction
Molecular function (GO): calcium ion binding
Source: RefSeq, a predicted model, not a curated record